This is a messenger RNA of Plasmodium fragile, 1260 nucleotides long. RefSeq lists its product as uncharacterized. The coding region runs from base 1 to 1260 and encodes 419 amino acids. The transcript is spliced from 4 exons. The record is from RefSeq and is a predicted model, not a curated record. Lineage: Eukaryota; Apicomplexa; Aconoidasida; Haemosporida; Plasmodiidae.
AUGCCCGAUAACAGUUUAUGGCAGGAUAUAGAGGCACAACUGGAGAAGUUUAUACAACAUUUGAAAGAGGACCACGUGGAAGAUGUAUAUUCUUUGCAUUGCAACUAUUAUGCAUGGGCGGAUUGGAGGCCCCCGCAUGGGUCACCCGUCGAAGUUCCAAGCCCGGGUGACAUAAUUAUUUGCACACUCAUGACCAACGCAUUGUAUUUCCUGAAUGGGUGGAGCAAAGCACCAGGCACGCAUACGGCAGAUCAUAGUGGCGGACACACAGCAUUGAAGGAUUUUAUCAGAUGCGGCAUUGUAAAUAUGUUUAUGCAUCUAUUGGAAGAAUCCGCGUGUAACACGGAGUGGGGCAUUUUCUAUGCAUGGCACACCAUGCAGCACAUGAAGAAUGACGGACCGUUCGGACGGAACUUAAUAUAUGCGGGAACAUGUAAGAACGGAAUGGAAGAAGAUAUUGAGGUAGACGGAUGGUCGAUGCAACAAAGUAUUAAACAAUGGUUAAGUACACAUGACAGCAUCAGGAACCGAAUACAGCACGCAAGUGCAAGUACGAACUGUAGCAGUAAAAUAGCAGAAUACACAAAAAAGGACAACGGUAAGAAAAAUACGGAUGACGCGGAUAUAGUAAAAGCCCAGGUAGUACAAACAGCGAAGAAUCUAAGCAAAGGGAUGGGUAAAAUAUUCAGACAAAUUAAGAAGGAAGCCGACGACGAUGAUGAGGACGAACAUGACGACGACCAUGAUGAGGAUGCAGAAGAGGACGCGAUUGCUAAACCAAAGAGUCCAGAGAACGGUCCACAUGGAACAGAUGAUAAGAACAAGGAAAAAGAACAACCGUCAAGCACCCCAUCACCAACAGCUUCAGGUGCAGGGAGUCCAGGGGCACCUCCGUCGCCACCAACAGGACAACCACGAUCAGAUGGCUCAGCAGGAGAGAACGCGGUCACAUCAGCAACAGUACCCAUACCACAAGCCCCACCUGCGGCACCACCUGCUGUGGAGGACAAGGGUAAAUCAUCGUCAUCAGCAUCCCCAUCCUCACCGGAUGAAACAAAGAAACCUGAAGGUAAGAACAAAAAUGUACCCUGCACCCCUGUCAAAGAGACAGUCGGUCAUGCAAGCGAAGGCGGUGGACGUGUUCAAAUUCAGUUCCUCAGUACUCCUUCAUCUACCGAAUGCUCAGGUACGGCAAGUACAGAUUCACGUGAUAGCACUGUGCACGUAGCGGUCCCUGUCCCGCAGGACCCAUCUGAAUGA